AACUAUAUGCCUGUGUGCUCCUGCAGGUUUGUAAGAGGAUGGUUCAGCCCCUUCCACCGGCAGAGGAAAAUGGUAACCCCUCUCAUUGCAAUGCAAGUUCACAGCCAGGCAUCAAUGUAUUUGACUACGUUAGAAGAGAAGGUGGAGGAAGUGAAGGCAGAGAUGGUGCGUUUUUACCCAGAGUCAACAGCCCAGGAGUGGAUAGAGGAACACGUCAGCCCUGUGGUGGUUCCUCUGCAGAGGAUAACAGAGGAGAUCAGAGCCUGUGUCAAUGAGAUGGUGCCCUAAAAUAUUCAGAAUCAACUGCUUUUUCGAUCCAGUACUGCUCUCCGCAAUUUUUUUGUGAACAGC
Molecule: messenger RNA, 351 nt
Organism: Plectropomus leopardus (leopard coralgrouper)
Lineage: Eukaryota; Metazoa; Chordata; Actinopteri; Perciformes; Serranidae
Source: RefSeq, a predicted model, not a curated record